Molecule: messenger RNA, 1162 nt
Organism: Coccinella septempunctata (seven-spotted ladybird)
Lineage: Eukaryota; Metazoa; Arthropoda; Insecta; Coleoptera; Coccinellidae
Product: replication termination factor 2
Exons: 5
Coding region: 111-998 (295 amino acids)
Biological process (GO): site-specific DNA replication termination at RTS1 barrier; mitotic DNA replication termination
Cellular component (GO): nucleus
Source: RefSeq, a predicted model, not a curated record
AGCCAACAACAUAACAUAACCUCGAAACUCAUUAGAACUGUCACGAAUCUUGCAAAAAAUAAAUAAACGAGCAUUUGGUGUUAAUUCAAUCAAAAUAAUAGGUAAACGACAUGGGUUGUGAUGGUGGAACUAUUCCUAGAAGGGAUGAACUUGUGAAGACAAAGCAAAAACCAGAACAGAAAGACAAGGAUUCUGAGCUCAUAUUCCAAUGGAGAUGCUGUGCAUUAACUCAAGAACCAUUACAGUCUCCUAUAGUAAUGUGUGGUCUCGGAAAGUUAUAUAAUAAAGUUUCCUUGAUUGAAGCAUUGCUGAAUAAAUCUUCAAUGCCGGUAGAAAUUAGUCAUAUUAAAAAUCUUAAAGAUAUCAAGGAAUUGAAUUUAACUCCUAAUCCUUCUUACAAAGAGGAAGAGGUUAAAGAAAAAAGCUCAACCAUUGGCCCUUCUCCAUUUAUAUGCCCUGUCAUCGGUCUAGAAAUGACUGGAAAAUUCAGAUUUGUAUCAAUAUGGUCUUGUGGCUGUGUGUUUUCUGAAAGAGCAUUGAAACAAAUUGACAUCAAGAUAUGCCAUAAGUGCCAGCAACCAUUUGAACCUGAUGAUGUGGUUAUUUUGAAUGGUAACGAGGAAGAUCUUGUUGUGAUGAAAGAGAGAUUGGCUAAAAGACAAGCUCAGCAGAAGAAGAAAAAAGAGAAGAAAGUUAAAACAGAGCCUGAAGAUGUCCCUGGACCAAGUACUUCAUCAAGCACCUCUGUGAAAAAUGAGAAAGAUAAAAAAUCUGGCCCCAAACUUGACAAAACCGCUCCAAAUAUGUCUUUGAAUCUGAAGAAACGACCUGGGAAACUACAAGAAUCUACUGUGGACACAAAGAAAAUGAAGUCUGACUAUAGUGUUGCGAAAGAUCCUCAAGCUUCUGAUGUUUAUAAGUCUCUCUUCACUUCUCAUAAGUCAGAGAAAGAACAAAAUAGAGCCCAUUGGGUAACUUACAAUCCGUUCUAUAAUUGAAAGUACUUUCAAUUUGUUGUUAAUCUUGAAUUGUUUGUGAAUCACAUGAAAUGUUCUUUCAUUGAAAAUUAUUUAAAGUUUUUUGUUGUGAAACAUAUCAAAUAGUUGACUGCUGAAAUUUUUUAUUAUAUUGACAAUGUAAAUAAAAUUUCAGUUUGAAACUA